Messenger RNA from Polypterus senegalus (gray bichir), 2426 nucleotides. RefSeq lists its product as uncharacterized. The record is from RefSeq and is a predicted model, not a curated record. The transcript is spliced from 4 exons. Gene Ontology annotation, biological process: Notch signaling pathway; protein ubiquitination. NCBI's taxonomy places the organism in Eukaryota, Metazoa, Chordata, Cladistia, Polypteriformes, Polypteridae. Bases 140 to 1465 code for a protein of 441 amino acids.
CAUGCACAGACUGGCGGCUCGCUGCGCGCUCAUGGCGGGCCUGCUGUCCUGUGGGCACCACGCGCGCCUUUUUUUGUUUACAUUUAAGACUGCUUAGCAACGGCUUUGGAUCACUUUGUGCAGUUGAAACCCACGCAUCAUGACGAACGCAAUGAAAGAACCAGAGAUAUUUCCAAAAGUCACUGUGGUAAUUGAAUUGAGGAACUUUGAAGACCCCAGCAGAGUUACAAAUCUAUUAAGUAAAUGUUAUGACAAAAAAAAAUAUGAUGGUAAAAUUGAAUGUACAGGAUCAUUUCAAGACAUAGACUAUAUUUUUUCAGAGCUUAAUCGACAAAAAAAACAUUCCAUUCAUAUAAAAUCUAAUACAAAAGUCCAGACUAGUAAUCAUGUGUGUUCUGAAUUUGUAGAAGUUGAUAGGACUCUGAUGGAUUACAUUGAUAAAAAAAUGAUGAAAGAAUUUGAAAGCAUUAAGAGAAAUAACUGCAUAACAAGAAAAAACAUUUCUGAAGGCCAGUUAACACUAAUGUUUCAGUGCUCUGGAAAGGGGACUGACUGCACUGAUGCAAAGGAAAGAUUUGUAACUUUCUACCAGACAAUUGCAACUAAUUUGAAAUUUAAAAUAAUUGGAACAGACUCACAUAAUGAUUUUCAGAGUGAAAAUCUCAUUAAAAAAUUCCCCAAGGUUAUGGUAAAUAAACAAAAAGACAGUGUUUUGCUCAUGGGAAGUUUUCUUGACCUCAGACUAAUGGAAGAGGCUUUACUCAAGAAGAAAAUGAUUAGACCUUCAAGGCCUAGACGUGUUCCAGUAGAAAUGUCCUACAAAGCUGAGAGCUUGUCGGAGCAGUCUACCACAAAGGAUUUUACAGUGACCCUUACAGGAAAACCUGACCAACAGAAGAUCAAGAAGGAGAAGUGUCCAAUUUGUUUAGAUGAAAUUCAAGAGACAGAACAGGAGACUCUUCCACAGUGCCAGCACAUAUUCUGCAAAACAUGCCUGAAACAGGCCUUUAGUGUUAAACCUGCCUGCCCUGUUUGUGGUUUGGUUUAUGGAGAGAUGAAAGGAACUCAACCAAAGAAUGGUACAAUGACAUUCAACAUUAUGAAAACCGGUUUGCCAGGAUAUGAAGAAUAUGGCACAAUUAUGAUUUACUAUAAAAUACUAAGCGGCACCCAAGAGGAAGAGCAUCCCUCCCCGGGUCAAUAUUAUGAAGGUGUAUCACGUACUGCCUAUCUUCCAGACUCUCCAGAAGGCAGAAAAGUUUUAAAACUCCUCCAAAGAGCUUUUGAUCAACGCCUUAUUUUUACAGUUGGCGUCUCUUCAACUACUGGGAGACGUAAUGUUGUGACUUGGAAUGAUAUUCACCAUAAAACCUCAAGAUAUGGAGGAGCAACUAAUUACGGAUACCCUGAUCCUGGUUACCUGACGCGUGUCCAGGAAGAGCUAAAAGCAAAAGGAAUUUACUAAGAGAAGAAGAUGAAGCCUCUGCUCCAAAAUUCUCAUGUACAGCAGUCACAUAGCAGAACUGAAGUGAAGUAGGUUUAGCUGAAAAUUGCAUUAUUUAAAAAAAUAGUAAAUUAAAAACACUACUGCACUCUGUUGAAUGCAUACAUGUUGGCACUGGUAAAUCAUAUACUGUACAACACUGCUGUCAAAUUUAAGUGUGUACUUCACUUACUGCAGAUUUCCAGCUGUGUAAGGCUGUGUCCUGAAAGCCACUAUCGAUGUGUUAAAGAGCUCCAUGGUCAUUAAACAUCAACCUUGAAUUGUACAAUCUGUUUAUCAGUUGUAAUACUAAUUUGAUUCAUAUGGUAUUUGUAAAUAUGUACAUUUUAAUAGCAUUGAAGUUUGUAAAUUUUGUUUUGUGGAGUUACCCAAGGUUUUAUAAUUUUAACUGUUAGAGAAUAAUAAUCACCACAGUGUUGCAUCUAAAUGGCAUCAUUUAUCCCUUAAUGGAAAGUAACAAUAAAUGUAGAAGUGUAAUUAAAUAAGUUUGUAACAUAGUUCAUUGAUUUUAAAACAAUAACUGAUCAGCACGUUUUGGGACAAGAAUGUUUGUUUUUAUAAAAGGUAAAAAAUGAAGAUUGUAAAAGUUAGCUGUUACACUGAGAAGAACAUUGACCCUUAUAUAAGGAAAUCAGGUCCAGAAGGAACGCAGAUCAUUAAAUCUGCAUUGCUGUUUUAGUUGAUCUUGUCCUCCAUAGUUUUAUGCAACUUUAUAGAUCUCAUUUACAAGUGGGAUAUUUAACAUAUUAGGAAAAUAACCUAUUGUAACAAACUUUGCUUUCAUAACGUACAUUCAAAACAAGCUCAUUUUGUGUGUGCUUUACACAUCUGAAUGCUGUUCUGAAUCUUUAUUUCUUAGUGUUUUUGAAAAUUAAAGUGGAUCACAAAAAUAAAGACGCUUUGCAGCAACAUAUAAAAAUUA